AUGAGCAUGAGCUUGAGCAUCAAGAUGAGCAUGAGCCUGAGCCUGAGACUGAGCUUGAAUCUGAGCUUGAAUCUGAGCCUGAAUGUGAGCCUGAACCUGAGCUUGAGCCUGAACUUGAGCUUGAGCCUAAACCUGAACUUGAACCUGAACCUGAACCUGAACCUGAACCUGAACCUGAACCUAAACCUAAACCUAAACCUAAACCUAAACCUAAACCUAAAUCUGAACCUGAACCUGAACCUGAACCUAAAUCUAAACCUAAACCUGAACUUGAGUCUGAGCCUGAACCUCAUCCUAAGCCUGAUUCUGAGCCUGAGCCUGAAACUGAACUUGAACCUAAACCUAAACCUGAGCCUGAACUUGAGUCUGAGCUUGAGCCUCAUCCUAAGCCUGAUUCUGAGCCUGAAACUGAGCCAGAACCUAAACCUAAACUAG
This is a messenger RNA of Bursaphelenchus okinawaensis, 435 nucleotides long. NCBI's taxonomy places the organism in Eukaryota, Metazoa, Nematoda, Chromadorea, Rhabditida, Aphelenchoididae. The record is from the annotation of a GenBank genome assembly.